AUAAUUGUCAAGGUUGUCCUGCAAACAAAAAAUGGCAGUCGUGUUGAAGUAUAUGCGAACCAAGGAAUUUCGAGACUGGAUAACGAGGUAUUUUUAUGUUAUUUUUGGUUAUCUCAAGCAAUUAAAUAAUGUAAUUCUUAAUCUUAACAAAUGCACGUUUAAUGCGGAAUAAUAGUUUUUGCGUAUGAUAGAUUCUGGUCGAGUGUUUUGAGCUGACCUUUCGACUUCGACACUUACACUUCGUUCGUAUUUCAACUAUUUGGCAAACUUUGUACUUUAUACUUUAUUGCCUUUAUUUUAUAUCUUUCUUAUUCUUAAGCUAGUAACUUGGCUUAACUCUCUACUAGUAUUAUUUAUUACAUUUUUGUUGUUGUUAUAACUAAAAAUGUUAAAGUUUCUCAACUUGCAGCAGCAGAAACUUUAAUCAUUUAAUUUAAUGUUUUUGUUUUAAUUUUUUAGCCAAUUUUUUUUGUUUGAGAAUAGACUUAGACUUUAGACUCUAUUGGUCUAUUGUCUCUAUCACUCUAUUUAAUUUACUCACAAAACUAAAACUAUUUGAAAAAUUUGAGGUAUUUGAAUUUGGUCAAAACUAAUCCUGCAUAUUUUAGUACUUCUAGGCCUUACUCACCCUUGCCCUUGAUUCAGUUAUUAAUUUAAACUCAUCAAAACCACUUUAAAAGAAGCUCUACUGGCUCUACCAGCUGGAUUAGAAGAUUUGAUUUUGAUAUUAACAUUAAUAUUUAUAGAACAUAAUUUUUAAAAUGUAGGCCUAUUAUACUAUAUUUUAUAAAGAUUAAAUUAUAGAAUUUAAAUUCCAGUAUCUAAAUUCAAACUAUGGUCGAUUCAUACUAAUUGUGCCAUGUCAUUUCAUGUUUUUUCUUUUUAAAUUUUGUGUUUUGAAUUCACUCCCUUUGUUGUUGUACCUAGAGUUAAAUUUUCCUUAAUAUUACAAUGGAAUGUUUUGAACUAAACAUGGGUCCCUUUAGACUAAAUGCUAUUCGGAUGUCAUUUGUGUUCAUUUAUUUUAAUUAAACUGAAGAAGUAAGGUUACAAACAUAGUCCAUUUAAUCUUUCAUUUGGUACCAAAAUUUGUCUUACAAACCCAACAAUAAUAUUUAAAAUAUUUUGUAAUAACCCAACCUCUCACUCUUUUCCGGGUCCAGAUAGCCGCUUAGUUAUAUUAUAAUGUUAGGUAUUUCAAAAGUCAUUGGCACACAUGUUCUGCACACGUCGAAAAAUUGCGGAAAAACUUUUUUGGCCAUUUAACAAUCUGCUCUACAGUGACCUCGGAUUUCUUUAGGUUUAUGUCACUGUUUUCUUUUAAUAAAUUAAUUUUGUCACCAGUUACGUAAAAUAUUUGUCUUACGUGGGCGCUCAUACAAUUUAUCAGAGGGGAACUCAGUGGAUUUUUUUUUGCUGCUCUGUCACUUUGACCAUUUGGUGAGCUUUAAAUAUCUUGAAUACUUUUUUUUAGCAACUUAGCUUUAUUGGAACCUAAAAAUAUAUAUAUAAAUAGUUGAUGUAGGCCUAUCCAGUAAUGCUUAUAUUAAUAAAACAAUACUAUUAAGUUACUGCAACUGUGCUUAAAGGCUUAAUUCAGAUUAGUAUUUUUUAUUUUAAUAAGGUAUUGAAUUAUAAAUAUGGCAAUGUGCCACUUUUUGUAACUGCAUUUAUUUAAAAUUUUUAUAUAUGGUAGGGUGCCAUCUAUGGGGAAAAGAAGCACGCUCUUGUGGCAUGAUUUUUUACCCCAGGGGUAUUCACACCCACUGAGCUGGGCAUGCCUGUUCCACAUGGGACUGGUGAACAGCUCAUGACUUGGACAUCAUUGUGACUCCAUAAGGCAGAUGGGAAUUUAACCCGGGGCUUGUACUUUCUGAGCUGUGAUCAAGUAGUCAGCUGAGUCUGAGUGCGUACAUUGAUAUUGGGUGUGAAAACGGAAACUUUGAGUCUGCUGCAUUUGUGAGACUGUCUGUUCAACAGCUUGUACUUCAAGAAUAAAAGCUAUAGUUCUCAGACCUGCAUUUCAUUGUUUGUGUAUUUAAACUGUAAUAAGCCACGCUAACACAUGGCUACAUAAAUAUUAAUUAAUUAAGUUGUGUAAUAUUCUAAUACUGUGUGUAUUUACUUUUUGUCAGAGUCUAGUGCUAUUUAGUAUUAUAUAGGCCCUAGGCUUUAUUAUAUAACUAAAUAAAAAUGACAGUAACAAAAUAGACAUAACAGUCUAGGACUUGUUUUACUUUAGCCUAUGCAAUUUUUUUUAAAUACAUCAAAUAAAUAAACAAGACUCAGCAUCAUCAAAGUAAUUAUAUUUUUACCAUAUUAGGACAUAGAAAAACAGUUUAAAUCUACAAAUAUUUAAUAUUUCUAAUAAAAAAUUUAAAAGGAAAUGAGUUUUGCUCUACACAAAACUUGCGUAUUUUUAAAUAGAAAUAAGAAAUUGUGUCGCUUUAUGAUUGUGAUAAGUUAUUAUUUCUAGGCUCGUUGCAGAAAAAAGAAAAAUUUUAUUUUCUAAGAACUCUAUGGAAUUCCUUCCAUCGACAAUGAGGCAUGGUUAAAGGUAGCUGGCAAAGACAAAGUUUAUAAAGGAGUAAAUGUGAGAUAUAUCAAUAAGACCAAGAAGUCUGUAUAGCAGUCUACAUAGAAAAUGGCAGGCAGAACAUCCUCAUUACCUUUUUAAAAUUUAAUCACAUACCGGAACUGGUGUAUGCUCGUAUUAGUCUUGUUGGUGAUUUUAGUAGUUUUUAUUAUAAUUUCAUGCAUUCAAUUUUAUUUGAUAAAAAAAAAACUUCUUACCUUUUAUAAAUAAUAAAUAUAAUAAUUUAUUUAAUAUUUAGCUGAAGCAUAUAUUAAAAUUAAUUAAAAUAUUAAAAUAAUUAAAAUACAAUAAACAUGUUACUUUUUUUUUUGCCUUUACAAAUGAUGAUUUUUCCAGUUUUUCUUUCGUGAUUUUUUAAAAUUCUCUUGAAUAAAAUUUAACCAAAAUUCAAAGUCUUGAUGUAAUGUUGUAUUUAGAUUGUGAAUAUCUCCUGAAAAUUUGGUGCAAUUAUCUUUAAAAAUAAAAAAGUUUGGGGCAAAAUAGUGCAGAAAAAGUGGGUCACAGGUUUUUUUGGGGUAAAAUGUAGAGUUUAAAUAUGGGGCUUAAAAAUUUCAAAAAAAAAAUUCAUAACUUCACUUCUUUGAAAGAUAGAAAGAUGAAAUUUGUGUUUUUGGAAAGCUUUUAGCUAGCUCUUUAAUAUGAUACAUAUUUUAUGGCCAUCAGACAGUACCUGUAUUUAAAAAUGUAUGUCAAAAUACCACAGUGUAGACUUAUAUAACUAAGUAUUAGAACAAUAACUUUUGACCUUUUGCACAUACAAUAUUCAAUAACUUUUAGUACAAGUGAGACAGACAAUCUAUAAACUAUAAAUCUGGAGAGAAAAAAAUUAGUUAAGCAACUCAAAAUAUGUAGUUUAAAAUUAUUGAACUAAUAUAUGAUAAAAAAAAUAAAGAAAGACUCCUUGAAGAAAAAAAAAAUGUACUUUGAACUUUGUAGCUUAUCAUUUCGUCUUAAGUAUGUCAGAUAGUUUGUGAGACUUAUUUUUGUGUACUUGGGUUAUCAGAAGUUUUAUCAAUGUUUUAACAAAGGACCAUCUAUAAAUAAAACAUAUCACUUAAGCAAUGACUUGUCAAAUUGUCAUCUUGAGUGAUUGAAUAGAAUAUUAAAAUCAAUCUACAGUGGAAAAAAAAAUUACUAUUAAAUCAAUUUUUCUCCUAAGUUAUGCAUAAUAGACAAAACUUAAGUCAUUAAUACUUUUAUCAAUUAUAAUAAAGAAUAUUUGCUCAAUCAUUCAUCAGUUUUAAAAAAAUGGAUUUGUAACUCUGUUAUACCUAAACUAUAUAGACUUAGUAUUUAAAAAAUCAUCUUAACUCUUACAUGCCAACCUCCUGAGUCUAAAUAAUUACACUGCACCCCCACUCCCACCCCCAACUUACUCUCCCAUCAACUUUUACACAAUAAGAAAAGAACAUUUUAAUGUUUUUCUUUAUCAACUUUUCUAUAUUCACAAUGACUGAGCUAUCCUUGCUUUUUUUUUUGGUGAUGUAUGAAUGAGUUGGUUUUUUAAAAAUAUAAAACAACUGCCUAUGCAAACUGUCUCUUUUUAAAAUCAAUGUUAUGGGGCCUGUUUUGACUCUUUGAAACAUUUGAGUAAAGGUCUUUCACUGUCAUUAAUUGCUAAUAGCAAUAGAGGCCUUAGAGAAUAAGAAUGAUUAGUUAUCUCAAUUUGCCAAAAUUAAUUUAUAAAUAAUAUUACACAAUAUUUUUUAUGUAUAAUAUUUCUGAGAAGAUUUAUGCUAAAUGUCUAGAUUUUAAAAGCAAACAUGGGGAUGUAGACCUUGAUAACCUUAUGGUAUACAUAAUUAUUAUCUUGUUUAUAUUAAUCCCAAAAGAAUAUCCCCUUCUAUUAUGAUUUUUUUUUUUUUAAAGUAUUUAUUUGCAAAGGUUAAAUUCAUCUUUUUAUUUUCAUAACCUGCUCCUGAAAAUUAUGGUUGAAAAAUUUUGAUUCACCUUCAAAGCACUGUAAGUUUUUAUUUUUUUAUGAUAGUUUAAGUUUAAAUACCAUAGUUCAAUUCUAAAUUAAUCAUAUUUGAAUUCUAAAUUAAUCAUAUUUGUUAUGCAAUGUUUUUGUAUGUUUAAAGCUCUUUAGAAAACUGAUAACUUGAAUACUUUUCUGCUUCUUUUGUUAUUUUUUUUCCAAUAAUUUUCUUGCCUCCUAAAAUUUGUACCAUUAAUGUAAUUAAAAUAACAUUUAAAAAAAAAAAUGAAGUCAGAAUUAAUAAUGGAAUGAUUUUCUUGUUUUUUUUUCAGCAUUUUUGGGGUCCAGGUAAGCAUCUAGAUCUUCCUGUUUUUAUUAAGAAAGCUUUUAAUUAUAGCGAAAAAACUACCAAUCAUCUUUUCUUUAAAAAAAAAAGAUGCUUUGCAAUUUUUAACUUUAAAGCAUGUCAGCUGUUUUUUUGUUUUUGUUUUUUUGUUUUUUUAAUUCUUUGUAGAAACAUGUUUUGUAAACAUACGUUAAAAGUUAUAAGUAUUUAAAUUAGCCUACACAGACCUGUUUACUCUUACGAUUUUGGCGUACAAUGUAUGAUUUUUAGAUGUCUUUUACGAUUGUACGCCAAGACCCGCCAAAACUACGAUUUUCAGAGACCCGGUGGAAAAAUUUUUUUCCCCCAUUUAAAAAAAAUUAAUAAAUUUUCGGGUUUGGGCAUUUUAGCCCUCUCUAAUGAAGAUCUCGCAGUGAAUAUGAAGAGAAAAACGAUUGGUUAUAUUUUUUUUUUUUUUAAAGUUUGGACCAUCCUUACUAUAUUUCGAAAGCACUCAUGGGGACUGGGGAGGUGGGGUUGUUGAUUACUGAAAUUGUGGCAUAGGAGAAAGGCAUGGGUAGGGGAUUGGUGGGAGUGUCAAAGGAUAUAAAUAAAUAACCGCGAUGUAUGGUAUUGACAGGAUCACAGUUAACUAGCUGGCUGAGUCAACAAUAAUAUUUUGAUUUGUCGCCCAGCCACAACUUCACUCACCAUUGCCUUUGACUGCUAGCAAGCUUGUGACAUAGUUUUGUUACAUAAUUAUUUUGUUCCUCAGAACCGUGGGGAUUGUAAAAAUAGAGAUGGUUUUUAAAAUAAAAUAGAUUAUCCUACUGUUCUGCAGUGGUGCGUUGGAUUUUGGCAUAUUUUAUAAGAUCCAGUCAGCGACAUUUACAAAAUAUUUUCAUAACUGGCAAAUCAGCUCUACGCCUUCAACAAUUUUAAUACAACAGUUUAGUAUCACUACCAGGGUUUCUUUCAGCUAUAUCUCGGGGGGGCACUGCCUCUCUCCCGGGUUCAGCGGCUCUUUAGCGAUCUGAGUGCUGCUCGGUCAGCCAACCACAAACGGUUUUGACUCCCCAAAACAUGGUUCUUGGCAGGUUCUUGAAAAAGAAUUUGGCUCUCAAACAAAUUUUAAUCGCCCUGCUGGUGUUUUUUUUUUUUUUUUUUUUGGCUCUUUUGACUAAUGAGUUUGCCCUGCACCACUGGACUAAAGCGUGUUAACGGAACAAAUCAGGCGCCUUUUGGGUAGGCGACGGCACAGUUUUUUCCCAGUAAUGAGGGUGGGGGAUGGUUGGAAACAAUUACGUCACAGCACGGAAAGACGUGAUGUCACCAUAUUACUACUACAGUGAUUUCUUGAUGAAAACACAAAGCAUUAGUAAACGAUAACUGCGAAACACUGUGGUGAUGUUUUAUAGCCUUAAUAAUAAUAAUUAAUAAUGGGCCUAAUUGGAAUUCAUGGCCUUCACAGAUUUUCAGGUGACAGUUGGCUCCAUAAGAGACUGUCAGGAUAAUCAUUGAAGAAUUCAUGCAUAAAUGUAGGUGCAGUCUGCCCCCCCCCCCACCCCCACCCACCCCACUUUUCCCAUCAAAGCUGCCAUGCGCAUCCUCAGCGUGUACGUAGUAGUUGGAUAGCUUUACGUUGACAAGGUGGGGAGGGGGGUUAUGAAUAUUUUUUACAUUUCAUUUUGCCUACCGAAUGUUAUAUAUGGAUGUCCAAACAGCCCUGGCGUACGAAGUGGGCUCCAUAGACGGAUGUGCACAUUGCGUUAUUUUAAUGUUACCAUCAAUGCAAUCGGCGAGCCUUUUUGUUUUUGUUACCGUAGUUGAGCAUGCACAAUACAUUACGAUAUGGCAUCGACAAAAUGAAAGGCACGCGAAACUGAUGAUGAAGAAGGAACUUCAACUUAACAUCGGAUUCAGCAAAAAGAAAGUUUAUUCGCUGAUAUCCUAUCUUGAAUAUCAGACAAAAUUGACUGAGUUGCGUUCUUCAAAUAAGGGUCCAUCAGCCGCAAACUGCACAGUCGGACUUUUCAUUAGCAAUCAAUCAGAGAUAAAAGGAGUAGUGUUGAUUUAAGAGAUUGUGUGCAUGGCGCCGGUCCAAGUUUUUAAAUUUAUAUACUCAACACCGCCAGAUUUGGGGGGGGGGGGGGGGGGGGGGGGGGGGGGGGGGGGGGGGGGGGUGUCCUCGGCCAGAAAGUAUGUGCGUUUAAAAAAAAAAAUUCUACAAUAUUCGUCCUGUAAGUCCAAAAAUAACAUAUUUAUAUCUCGAAUGCUGUAAAAUACCAGCCAAUGUGUAGUACGAAUUAUCGUCGUGAUGUUGUCAAGGUGUAUUUUCACAGAUGAACUCCUAAGCUAUACUCAAUAGUAGAAGAAUUACAGUAGGGUGAUGUUAAGUCCACCCAAUGUUCAACGCGCGCAUGACGUAUAUUUCGUUGGGCUUACGCCAGUGGUUCUAAAAUAUUUGUUUGUCGGCGCCUGUGCAAUAUUAGGUUUUCACCAGGCGCCUUGUGUGACAUUCUAACAAGUGCACUUGGACAUAGCGAAUACCAAAAUAAAAAAAAGGGUGGGAUAAAAAUAAAUAUAACACGUAUGUAGGUCACUGAGUGCCAUCUGUAGUUGCAAACUCAAGCGGUUAACUGGACCGAAAGAUGUCACAUUGGAUUAAAAGUACAAAUAAAAUUAUGAAAUUUUUCUUUAAUAUUUCGCAACGCCCCUGUGAGGAAGCUGCAGCAGCCCAUAUAGAAAAUUUGCACCCUUAUUUAAAAGGACAAUUUAUUGCGCCCUUAAUCUGUGUGUAAAUGUUUUUUUUUAUAGUUGAAUUGACUGUUUAAGUGUCUGUCUAUAGACGAUUUUCAUGCGGUUGCUCUUCGUUAUAUUCUAAUGGCCCUGCCAAAGGGCAGCGAGCAACCAGGGCGAUGUAGUCCGAUGAAGCAUAUAUUCUGUGAACCACUGGGCUGGACGAAUCACCAGUGGUGAAAACCCGUGUCACAUUUUGUUUACUGUAACAUAAUAUAUAAUGAACUUUGCUAAUUUUUUAUUGUAAUUGAGGAAAAGAGGGGGGGGGUCGUAAAAACGUCUCCGUGCAACGGAAAAGGGGGGGGGGUUACAUAAUUAGUCUUUAUUGCGUUACUGUUUUAUUUAUUUACUAUAGAGAUAUUGCAUUGUACGAUUUGAGACCAGAUUGUACGAUUUUAGGGGUUUGAGGGUAAACAGGUCUGCCUACAUGUUUUUUAUUUUUUAAUUAUUUUUUUAAAUGAAAGCAAUAAACCAUCAUUAGAAAUUUCUUUUCAUACAAAAAUGCAGUUGCAAACUGGGGCUUGCCAUUAGCUGCACUCGGUGACUUGAAAAAGAACCCAGAAAUUAUAAGUGGAAAAAUGACCCUAGGUAAGUAGUAACAUUUAAGUUACAGCUUUCUGAAGCAAAAUUUUGCUGUCCAGGCUAGCUCUGUAACUUUGAGACGCAUACAAAGCUCUAUUAUUUUGCACAUUUUUGUACAUGUAUUUUUCAAGCAUUUUCAUUCUGCUUAGCAAUAUGAGUUAUUGAAAGUUGAGCUGUACAUAAAAGUACUAAAGUAAAACUAUAGUCAAUUAAUAUCAAUAUUUACAAAUGCUGUAAAUAACAAGAAAAUAGCAUUACUAGCAGGCAAACGUUGCUUUUUAAAAUAUACACAAUUACAUAUGUGCUGGUAAAGACCUGUAAAAAUGACUGUACUGGUAAGAGAAACAUGUACGGAUGGAGAAGCCGCUCUGAUUUUUUGGGGUCUCUUUCUGCUCAUAGUAAAGUCUAUGCAAUGUUAAAGGAAUUGUGUAAACUUUGGGGCACAGUGAAAGGAAGCAAAGUCUGUUGUCUUGUAUCCAUAGUAAAAUAUGUAGUCAUUUCUUUAUUAAAUAAUAGACCUCAUUGACUAAAUUAACUAUUUGCUUUGUAAAGUUUGGAAUCAACAUAAUAAUAAUAAUAUUGUUGAAUGAUGGGAAGUUUAAUUAAUUUAUCAUAAUCAUUCAUUUAUAAACCCAUACCGGGUAUAUUAAUAUAUGCUUAUGCACAUGAUCUAAAUUAUUAUGUGCACUUUAUCUAUUGUUAAAGUAUAAUUAAAUCAUACCAAUUGCAUAGUUUAAAUUAGUAGUUUUAAAACCUCAUAAGAGUGCUAAAAAGUGCAAACUUCGUUGUUGGUGUUUAUUCCUCAGCACUCUCGAUCUACUCAUGCUUAUUCAUGAGGUUUGCUUGGAAGGUUAUACCUCGGAAUCUUUUGCUUCUAUCAUGCCAUAUGACAAAUGAGGUUGCACAGCUUACUCAGGGAGCCAGGUUCAUUAACUAUCAGUAAGUGUAUUAGUAAUAAUUUUUAAAAAAACUCUCUUUUACGCACUUUCCCCUAGACCAGUGGCCAUCCACUUUGGUAUUAUUGUGUCAAAGUGAGAUCUCCACUUCAUUCAAUGUGCCAAUGACCUUAUUCUCUACUGUAUAAAGAUGCCUUUUUAAGUCAUUUAUUAUUAUUUUUGGUCUUCAGCAUGUCAUUGAAAAAGUCUCUGCUUGCCACAUCAGGCUUGCCAACUCCUGCCCUAGACUAUUAAAAUCACUCACUCAUUUUAUCACAUCAUUCUCUAAUCCACAGCUAUGUCAUGACAGAUGAGCAAAGAAAGAAGUACCAUGCUGAGUUUGUCGAUGAGGAGCUCCACAAGCACCCAGAGGACUUCCCUAAGGCUCAUCCCAUUCUGCACCCACCACCAUACUCUGAGCUGGAAAUUCAAAAGGAAGUGGAGGAGUUUGAUAAAUAUUAUGAAGUACCAAAAGACAUGUCAAUUAAGCCAGGAAUUUAAAAACCAUUUGUAGCCUUUUAUCAAGAAUGUGGAGAGUGAACUAUAGAAUAUGUACAAGCUCUAAGUCUUGAUGAGAUGUGUUGCAGUUGAUGUUUUUAGUAGAAAUGUAUAUGCCUUGUGAGAAUAUACAAAAAAGGAUUGCCUUUUUGAUUUGAACUUUGAACUCCAGUUUUACAUUUUAAAUAAUAAGGGAAUUUUUUUUGCCUGUCUUAAUAAGUGCCAAGUUCAUAUGAAUCUGUUUUCACCACAAGUGAUUUAUAAGCGUGGCUCAAAAAUUUAAUCAAGAAUUUGAAAGAAAACUACUUGUAAAUCAUACUUGCUAAUUGUAUCUGGAUCAAGUUUUUGGUUUUAAAUUUAAUGCUUGGGUCGGUGAGAUAACUUUCAUGAACAAUUUAGCAAUCUCACCUUUCCCAUUUACAAUGAAAAGAAAUUCAUUUUUGAGAAAAAAAAAAUUUUUUUUUUAAAAUUAAAAUUUGUCAACAUGUUUCUUAGAGGUAAUCAAUAAUUUAGCUCAGAUUAAUGUUUCUUAAAGGUAAGCAAUAAUUAAACAUUUAAUUUGUUUUAAAAAAAUCAAAUUAGAGAAAGUUUAACAAAUAUUUUUCUUCACCUUAAAUGUUGUUUUCCAAUGGCAGAAUAGUAUAAAUAUACAAUAGUAAAGUGAUAAUGAUCCUUUUCAAUGUCAAUUAUUUUAUCUAACCAGAUCAUAGCGUGUUAACAAAAGAAAGAAGGAUAUCUUACUUCAAAUUUGCUUUGACAUGUUCUACCACAAUGGGAAAAGUUUGCUUAGUCAAUCAUCGCAUAGCUGUGGUUCUCACAUUUGUAUUUGUUCAUUUAGCAUUUUAAUUUUCCUUUUGAAUUUUGUGAAAAAAAAUAAUGAAAGCUCUCCGAAAAUCUAAAAAUUUGAAACACACCCAUCUUGAUCUGAAUACAAAUAAUCUUUUUUCGUCUAUUUAUAGUAUUUAAUAAAUUAAUUACACUAAUUUAUAUUACUUUAAGUACUUUAAGAGUUAUUUUUUUUAAAUGAAGAAAACUCUUGUUUUGUUUUCAUGUACCUUAUAUGGUAAAUUUACAGCCCAGAUUUGGUGAUGUUAUCGCACACUAGUUGAGAAACAGUUCUUAUUGUCAACAUUCACAUGAAAGCCUCAAAAAUUGAAAUGGGAAAAUUCUUUUUUCUUUUUUUUUUUUUUUUUUGAGAUGAAAUCAGUUUAUUUUAUAGUUGAGAAACAGUUCUUAUUGUCAACAUUCACAUGAAAGCCUCAAAAAUUGAAAUGGGAAAAUUCUUUUUUCUUUUUUUUUUUUGGAGAUGAAAUCAGUUUAUUUUUAAGCUUGACCUGAUUGAAAAUGCUAUUAAAAGUCAACUUAACUUUUUAAAAAUUGAAAAGUUAUAGGUAGCUUAAAAUAAGAUUUAAAUUAAAUCUUUAACAAAUGCAUCAUAAUUAAAUGACAAUUUCAUUGGUUUAGCUACCAAAAUAUUUCAGUUUUAGAGGUUUUCACCAUUAUAAAUUCAACAAAAUGCAUGUACUUCAUGUUUUAAAUCAACAUGGUCUAGUACAUUAGAAAUGCUCAAAUGUAUGUAUGCCAAUAUAUGCAAAUUGUUUGGUUUUUUUCUUUUAGAAAUGCUGUGAUAUAUAUAAGUAUAAGAGGACAUUUUUCACUUUAUGCCCAGGUUAUAUUUGAAAUAAUUUUUGGCAUCCAAUUUUUCAAAUUAAAUUUUCCUCCAGCAAGAAGUUAGGUCUAUAAUUUUUCAGCCUUUCUUCUACUUAGACCUGUUUGUAAUAUAUCAAACAAAAAAAGAUUUGAUGAAGAUCUUAAUUAUUUUGGUAUUGUAAGAGCUGUGAUUGAAGUUUAUGUCCAGAGCUGCAUGCACAAAUUUUCAAAAUACAUUUUUAUUUGCUUAUGAAGUUAACUUUGGCAUUUGAUUAAAACAGAUUUGUUAUGUCCCUAGACCCCCAGCUCUCUAAAUGUUAUUCACCUAUUUAUCAUGCAAUACUCAAAAUUCUCUUUAUUUUUAAAACUAUAGAAUAAUAAAAUUUGAUUGUACCAACAAUAUUAAAAUAAUGAAAUUUCAAACAAUAAUUAUUACAAUUUGGUUGUCUUUGAUGAAGUUUGACAAAUUUUUUUGAUGCACCUGACUUUGUCACAAUUUUGUUUUACCAAAUUCAGGUCAGAUUAGCUUAUAAACAGUUAAAUUAUUCAAGCAAUUUACACUUUCUAAUUUCAGUAUUUUUACAGAGUUGUUAUUUUACUUGCUCUGAGUUGAGUUCACUAAUAUUUUAAAAUGAUUCUAAGUUGUACCAGUUUUUGCUUUUUUUAUUUAUCUAUUUCAUUAGUAGUUUUAUCUAUUUUUUCAGCACAACUUAAGAAAGGUUUUUGAAACAUUUAACCGCAAAAUUUAAAUAUUAUAAACCAUCUUAGAUUUCAUUCAAUAAUGAAUUGAAUUAUGGGUGUAGCCUGAUUGAAUAUUAAUUCUCAAUUAUUUAAAUUCAUGUUUAAAUAAUUGAUAAGAAUAUGAUAAUCUCCUUAUUUUUUUAGGGAAAAAAUUACCUUGACAUUUUCUUCUGUAAUUUAGUUUACAUAUACUACAGUUUCAACCAUUUAUCACACUUUUUUGCUUUCCUUUCCUCUUACUUUAGCUAGUUUUCAGGCGUUUUGUUGAUUUUAAAUUAUUAAAUAAUUUUUUUUUUCUUUGAUAUCGCCCUACUAUUAUUUUUUCCCCAAUUAUAAGACUUGAUGACUGUAACGAUUUGGUGGUUAGUUUUGGGUUGAGCUUUACACCUUUGGAAAUGAGUCUUUUGGCUUCCAUGAAUACAACUGAUUUUACUAUCAUGUAAAAUAUGAUGGAUGACUUUUAAAAUGUCCAACUUUCUUUCCAAAUUUAUCCCCAGAAUGCCGGGUAUAUUCGUAACAUAAAAGGAUGACUUUGUUUUGGUUAGAAUAAAUAGUACAUGUUACCUGUUUUUGAGCGUGUGUGGUGUUUACUGUGUAAAACAUUUGUUUGAUUUCAUUAUACUUUAAAAAUUACUGGAUAAAUAUUUACUCUAAAUAUUUAAUUAUUAUAGCUAGCUAUUUGCUGGUUGUGCUUGGCAAGUUUUAGCAAUAAAGUAAAGAAAACAGAGAGCAACAUUGCUCUCCUAAUAACAUUAGUUGAUUUUCAAUUUGUCAAAGCCCUGCUAUUUAAAAUAACAGCUUAAUUAAUGCUAUUUAUUAUAAUUUCCCAAUGUUUGUUUAUGUAGUUUAAUAUACAUUUCAGCUAUGAUAAUGCAAAUGUAUCUUAUGUUACUCUGUUGUGAAUACAUCAUUGGCAGCGCUAAAUUGUCGUUACCAAAGGACAUAACUGAGUCUCAUCAAAAUCAUACUGUUACAAUGGUUGAAAUAAUGACCUGCUGUAGAAAAAAAAGGACAUUUUGAUUUUCAAGAUUUUGUUAUUCAAGGCAUAUGAAGCACUUAAGGCAUCCCUAUUCAUCAAAUUAAAUUUUAAAAAACUACUGUUAAUUUUAUCUGCAUUGAAACUAUGAAAAAGGACACAAGUGCUUAUUAUCAGGGACCAGUCUUACCUCAAACUUAUCAUGUAAUUUAAAUGUUAGUUGUGAGAAAUUAUCAACCCAGUUUGCCUGGAGCUGAAUCAGGUAGUUAUUAUCAUAAAGUGAGCUUCCUACUACAAAGUUGUCUUUUUUUAAACCUUUCACAAUUAUUGUGCAAAUAACUUAUUGUGAAAAUAAUAUAAAACUUAUCAUAUAAACAACAUAUAUUACAAUAACUGUAUUUAAAUUUACUUUAUUAUAUUCCCAUGGAAGGGGGUUAAUAUGGAUAGGGUUUUUUAUUAACAGGAUUAUGUCUUUAUAUGCCAUUUAAGACUUGUUUAUUUAAGAUGUAAUGUUACAUGUAUAUUCUUCUUAGUUACCGGUACAAUGUUUUGGUAAAUACACCACCAAUUAUGCUCAGCCUUGUAAUAUUUCUGUUUGGGAAAGUAGUGCUUUAUGUUAAGAAGAAAUUAGGACAUGUGUUUGAACGAAUUUCAAUGAUGGUCCAAGACUCCCAGAGUUCAUUUGAUUAUAUGUACUUAGAAUAGAUGUUUAUGGUUUACACUUGAGCUAUGCAAGUAGAGAAUGGAAGUUAGUGCAUUCCAUUAGCAAAAGGCAUGUCUUCAACUUAAUUGCUUCAGCUUUAUACAUGGAUUUUUUUAUAUUUUUUUCUAAUGCAUAGUCCCAAAUCAUACUUUGUUGUAAAUUUAAACCUAAAAAUCCAAGCUAUUCUACCACCAUUAUAUUAGGGUAUGUUUUACAAGCACCAUACAAGCGAUUUUUUCUUUUAAUGCAGGGAUAAUUAAGCAGCUAAUACAUUUGAAUGAUAAAAUAAUGCUUGUUAGCUGAGCAAGUUUCCUUAUAUCUGAUAAUACACCAAUUACAAGGCUCUAUAAUGGUUUAACGUUUUCCUAAAAAUUAAAUUAAAUUUUUUUUUCUCCAGAAUGUUGACUAGGAUGUCAAAGAACUGUUUGUAAACAUGUGAAUGAUUUAUUUGAAAUAAAUAUGUAAGGCGUAUAAACAGGAGAGUUGAUUAAAUCAGACAUGAUCAUUUAAUUUGAUAAAAUUGGUAUAAUUUGAUCUUAUGUAGAUUUGUGCUGAAAUGUAUCAGUUUAUAAAUAAGUUGUGUUUUAAACCACUUGAUUUUGUUACCAGUGUCUGUUGUGUGUGCUUUGUUUGCUUUGUUAUUGUCUCUUGAAAUGUUCAGUUUUAAUUUGAAAUAACACAGUUAAAAACCACGGCCUCUGGAUGUUGAAGUACAUUGUGGGUCUAGUCUCUUCAGAAAAAUAACAAUAUCUGCUCUCCUUUGCUAAAAAGCAAUCAACAUUCUUCAAGUGUAAUUCUUUGAAUGUCACGCUAACCAAGAUAAAAAAAUGAUUUGAUAAAGUCACAAGGCUGUAUAUUUGCUUCCUCUUCUGUAUUUGUUUAUGUUUAUUCACUGAUAUUCUAGCUUAUAUCUUACCACAGAGAACAAUUUCUUGUAAGUUGUAAUGUAAUUUCCUCAAAUAGUAUAAACAAUAUCAUGUAGUUACAGAACACUAAUGCAUCUAGUAAAUAUUAAAUAAAAAACAGAAGGAUUUUUAAGUAAAUGCAUAUUAACUUUAUUGGUGUAUCAUUAUUUUUCUCGAUUAAUUACUUUAAACAUAAUUUAAAUGAGCACAUGAUGUAGUUCAUGUCCAGCCAACUAAAGGGAGAUCCAGGGUUGUGUCACACCAAGGCCUAUGUUGGAGCCAUGUAAUUUAAUUAACAAACUAUUUGUAUGACUGUGACCAAUCUGUUAUAUUUUGGGGGUCAAGAUGUGACAUUGCCCACUUGGGACUGCAUUUUGAAGACUGUCAAAUGAAUUAGUCUUCCAGGGGCAGCAUAAUGGCUUGAUACUUCAACAAGAACACCUGAAAUUCAUGUCGGG
Molecule: messenger RNA, 15086 nt
Organism: Lymnaea stagnalis (great pond snail)
Lineage: Eukaryota; Metazoa; Mollusca; Gastropoda; Lymnaeidae
Source: the annotation of a GenBank genome assembly